Molecule: messenger RNA, 1065 nt
Organism: Closterium sp. Yama58-4
Lineage: Eukaryota; Viridiplantae; Streptophyta; Zygnematophyceae; Desmidiales; Closteriaceae
Source: the annotation of a GenBank genome assembly
AUGGUGCGUCACGGUAUGGGGAAGUUGGUGGUGUGGAUGGAAAGUCGCGACCCGACGAUGCCAGUGUCACGCGUGGGGGGAAGGUCGGGGGGGACUGGGCUCGCGGGGCCAAGAUCCACGGCGACACCUCGCGCAGAUGUGUUUGAGCAAGUGGUGGGUGCGGCCACUGUUAGGCAUGCCGCCCACGACGUAGCUGCGGGUGCGCAGACGAUGCUUGGGAGGGUUUCCGCACCACGCGUGGUGGGAGUGGGCGGUCUUGGCGAAGCCCCUACUCCUCGCCCUGGCAACUUAAAGGGCAUGCGGGAGGCACCGACAAGAAGUGUGCGGGCCGAUUUCCCUGGUGCGGUAGCAAUGCCCCGUGGUGAGGCGCUGGUGGGGCUCCAGACGAUGAGCCAUGUGCCCACAGAAGUUGCCGGACCGAGCAUUCACCCGUCCGCUGUUUCGCAAGGGGCCUUUAUCGAUCUUGAUGUGGGUGGUGGUAGUGUCGAGGAGGGUGUUGUCGUGGAGGAGAUGUUCGACGCUAGGAUCGCGGAAUACGUGCCCAUGGAAGAAGAUGUGGGCAAACCCGCACCCGAUCCCGAGGCUGUUGACGCGCGUGAUGAAGUUCCUGCUGAGGGUGGGGAUGCGAGUGAAAGUGGAGGGACCGAAGGUGCUACGGCCGAUGAGGGUGGACAUGCCACGAAGGAGGACAAAGCUCUCGGCCGAUCGCGCACCCUGAAUGGCACGGCCGAGUGGGCCAUUGCUCGGCUACUCCCCAAGGGUCUUUGGACGGGAAUGUGGGCUCGCAGUAUUUUUGUCGCGCACACAAGGAUCCGUGAUUUCUUCCAACGAGUGUCGACGCCCUCUCCUCCCGGUGGUGACUUCGCGUCCAGAGUGUGCGUCGCGAUUGGCCAUGUGGCGGCCAAGCUUGAGGCUGCGGACGAGCACGCCGCCGUGGCCAACGGGGAGAUUGUUACGGCCACAUUUGCUGCUGCAUGGUACAUGGUUUCGGAGGGAGAUACGGCUGUGGCAGAUGCAUGGGGAGCUUCUGUGGCGCAGCGCCUUGACUCUCGUAAUGAGUUUUAA